This is a messenger RNA of Chanos chanos (milkfish), 723 nucleotides long. Its product is annotated as immunoglobulin lambda-1 light chain-like. The record is from RefSeq and is a predicted model, not a curated record. The transcript has 4 exons. Bases 1 to 723 code for a protein of 240 amino acids. Lineage: Eukaryota; Metazoa; Chordata; Actinopteri; Gonorynchiformes; Chanidae.
AUGCUGGGGACUCUCUGUACUCUCAUCACUGCUCUGUCAUGUGUCAGUGGUGUGACUGUGGUGACACAGAAGCCUCCUGUUCUCACAGUGAGUAAAGGACAGACGGCCACUAUGGACUGUAAUCUGGGGACUGUGACUACUAGUGCUGCACAAUGGUAUAAACAGGUUCCAGGGUCAGUAACUCAGUAUGUGUUGAGAAAUUAUCAUGGCUGGAGCUCUCCCAGCUAUGGCUCUGGCUUCUCCUCUCCUAAAUUCACAUCAAAGCACUCAUCCCAAUCAGAUUACAGCCUGAUCAUUAAUAAUGUGGAGGUGGGAGACUCUGCAGUGUAUUACUGUAACACGUGGGACGACUCUGCUAACACUGUGGUAUUCGGCCAAGGAACAAAACUCAUCGUCACUGACUCUGUCCUCCCAGUUCCUGUUCUCACUCUCUUCCCUCCAUCCAGUGAGGAGCUGAAGUCAGAAAAGGUCACUCUGGUUUGUGUGGCUAAUGACCUCUCUGUGGGUUUUGCUGAUGUCAGUUGGACAGUGAGUGGGAAAUCAAUCACUGAUGGAGUUUUCACCAGUUCUGCUGAAAAACAGAGCAACCAGAAAUUCAAAGUCAGCAGUUAUUUGAGUCUUCCAACCUCGGAGUGGGAGAGUGACAAGGAGGUUUCAUGUCAAAUGUCAGUUGGAUCCAAAUCCUCUGAGAAGAAGAUAAAGAAGUCUGACUGCAGUAACUGA